This is a messenger RNA of Megalopta genalis, 3603 nucleotides long. RefSeq names its product sodium-independent sulfate anion transporter. Gene Ontology annotation, biological process: transmembrane transport. The record is from RefSeq and is a predicted model, not a curated record. Gene Ontology annotation, cellular component: membrane. NCBI's taxonomy places the organism in Eukaryota, Metazoa, Arthropoda, Insecta, Hymenoptera, Halictidae.
CGUUGCCGUCUCUUCCUCAAUGUCUAGCCACACUGACCUUCCGCAAACCUAUUCGCAAGCCCAUUUACAAACCUGUUUACAAGCUUGUUCACAAGUCUGUCCAUAAGAUUAUUUUCAAGACCAUUUACGAGCUCAUUGGCAAACCUAUUCACAAGCCUAUUGACAAACCUAUUCAUAAGCUGUUUCAGAAAUUUAUUCAUAAGCUUAUUUACAAGACUAUUUACAAGCUCGUUGACAAACCUAUUCAUAAGCUGAUCCAGAAACCUAUUCAUAAGCUUACUUACAAGACUAUUUGCAAGCUCAUUAACAAACCUAUUCGCAAGCCUAUUGCCAAACCUAUUCAUAAGUUUAUUUACAAGACUAUUUACAAGCUCGUUGACAAACCUAUUCAUAAGCUGAUCCAGAAACCUAUUCAUAAGCUUACUUACAAGACUAUUUGCAAGCUCAUUAACAAACCUAUUCGCAAGCCUAUUGCCAAACCUAUUCAUAAGUUUAUUUACAAGACUAUUUACAAGCUCGUUGACAAACCUAUUCAUAAGCUGAUCCAGAAACCUAUUCAUAAGCUUACUUACAAGACUAUUUGCAAGCUCAUUAACAAACCUAUUCGCAAGCCUAUUGACAAACCUAUUCAUAAGCUUAUUCACAAAUCUAUUCAUAAGCUUACUUACGUGACUAUUUACAAGCUCAUUGACAAACCUAUUCGCAAGACUAUUGACAAAUCUAUUUACGAGCUUAUUCACGAACCUAUUCACAAGCCUAUUGAUAAACCUAUUCGCAAAGCUAUUCAUACAUCUGUGUUUGUCACAUUUUGUUCAUUCAUGCAAUUCUUCUUGGUCGAGCUAGACAAAUGGAGCGUUGAAACAGGAGGGAUUACGAAAGUGUAAAAGCAGUUAACUGACACAGAUUUAACAGGAAAGUGCAUGUUUUGUUGUUACACAUGGAUCCUCCUGGAACGAGAUAAACUAGUAUAGAAGACAAACAAGGGGGAUUACGAAAAUGCAAAAGCGAUUAAGCGGCACACAUUUGACAGAAAAGUACACAUUUUGUUGUUACACGCGAUUCAUCUGAAACGAGAUAAACCGAUAUAGAAGACAAACAAGGGUGAUUGCGAAAGUUCAAAAUUGAAGCACAUGUAACACAAAAUAAUGUACAUUUCGUUAAUGAACACGAUUCAGCCCGAGCGAUGAGAACGGAUACAACGAAUAAGCGUGGAGCGGGGGGGAUUAUGGAAAUGGAAAACAACGAAGAGUGAAGAGACGCACGUACAGGAAAGAGAGAAAAUGGAAGAACGGAGCGAAGAUAGGUGAGAAAAAUCAACUGACCUACGCAGGAGAGAAAUCACAGUGAGAGAUGAGGAAAAAGUUGGAUCGACUCGUGGUCGAAGUAGAAAAAGAGGGCAUAGAAGCAUCGGCCAAGUGGCGCGGAGGGGGGAGCCGGGGAGGCGCAAGGUUUCCACGGAGUGCAUCAAGAUCGUGGGACUUUUCAUAGUGUCCUAAUUAUCUCGAGAGAUUGUGCUCCGACGUUUGUUAUCGAGUUGCUUAAGGAAAACCGAUGGUCGCAGCGGCGAGCAGACCGAACUCCGAGUUUCUUCUACGAGGCUGUGAUUAAGAAAUAAAUUAAAAGCUCGGGAUUAUCGCUGGUUAAUUAGUCGGUGUUUACCAGAGGAAGUUCGCAGACCCUGAUCCGUUUACUGGUUUCGCGAAAGGCAAUUGAAACUCCCGGGCGAACUUGAUUCUCGGCGCUGACAAGUUGUUAGUGACAACAGUCUCUGGAGCUUCCGGGAUGACGAUAAUAACGUUCCUCCAUCGCAGUUGUAUUCGAUUGUUUGUGGCCGCAGUUGCUCGGAGACUCGAGAACGAAUGCCGCGGUGCAGCAGAGGCGGUUGUUGGUCUUACGUGAAACGAAAGCUGCCGGUUCUGACGUGGUCGACGGCCUAUAAGCUCGCAUGGCUGCCCCAAGAUGUGCUGGCAGGAUUCACGGUCGGUCUGACCGCUAUUCCUCAGGGUAUCGCUUACGGGAUCGUGGCCGGACUGAAUCCCGAGUACGGGCUGUACGCAUCCUUCAUGGCGUCCUUCAUCUACAUCAUCGUCGGGUCCUGCGAAUGCAUCACCAUAGGACCUACGGCCAUCAUGGCUACCAUGGUGCAGUCCCUCGUUGGAAAAUACGGGGCUGAUAUCGCUGUCCUGAUGACUUUCUUGAAGGGUUGCUUCAUCACUCUUCUGGGUCUUCUUCAUCUAGGUUUCCUGUUGGACUUCAUCUCUCUGCCAGUGAUCACAGGCUUCACGACAGCCGCGUCCAUCAACAUAGCAGCCUCGCAGUUCAAGUCCCUGUUGGGCAUACCGGGACGAAGCGAGGACCUAGUGGAUUCGCUGGUAUCAGUGUUCUCGAACCUGAACGAGAUCAGAUAUCAAGAUACGUUGCUGGGAGUGUGCACGAUUGCGGCGCUGGUCUUGCUGAAGAAUUUGCCCGGACGGCGAACCGGCACGUGGCCCGAAAAGCUUGCAUGGAUCGUUACCCUAGCCCGUAACGCUUUAGUAGUCGUCGCAGGGACUGUCAUGGCGUACAUAUUUUACGCCAACCACCAGCAACCCUUCAAGCUGACUGGAACCAUGGGAGAAGGACUGCCGCCGUUCGCACCGCCGCCGUUCUCCAUCACCGCCAACAAUCGCACCUACGACUUCCUGGAGACCGCUUCCGCCAUGGGGACCACGCUAUUCACCCUUCCGAUCGUCUCCACCAUCGAGCACAUGGCCAUCGCGAAAGCCUUCGCGAUGGGAAAGUCUCUGGACGCGACGCAGGAGAUGUUCGCGUUGGGUGUGUGCAACGUGUUCGGCUCGUUCGUGCGAUCGAUGCCGGUCACAGGCUCCUUUACCCGCACCGCCGUCAAUCACUCGUCCGGCGUCAAAACGACUUUCGGCGGUUUGUUCACAGGAUGUCUGGUGCUGCUCGCUGCCGGUCUGUUGACUUCCACCUUCCGUUUCAUUCCGAAAGCCACCCUGGCCGGCGUGAUUAUAUGCGCCAUGUACUACAUGCUCGACUUCAAGACCUACGCCAUGCUGUGGCGGGCCAAGAAGAUCGACUUCCUGCUGAUGGUGGUCACGCUGUUGUUCUGCGUGUUCCUCAAGCUGGAAUGGGGUAUAAUCAUCGGCAUAAUCCUGAACAUAUUAAUGCUGCUCUAUUUCUCGGCGCGGCCUUCCAUUCAGACGGAGAUCCAGCAGGCCGAGGCAGGUACCGUGAUACGCGUCACGCCGGAAGAAGCUCUAACGUUCCCAGCGGCGGAGAAUUUCCGGACAAGCAUAAUGAAGUUAUCCGAGGAGAGCCCGAACAACGUUUUGCUGGACUGCAGAAACUUAAAGAGGAUCGAUGUGACGGUCGCGAAGAACCUGAAGCUGUUGGCGAACGAUCUGCAUCUUCGCGGCCAGACCCUCGGCUGCAUAAAUUGCCACGAGAACGUGCGCGACGUCCUCGAUAACGUCGCGCCGGACCUAUGCAGAGAUUCAUCUUAGGAUCGAUAGGGGACAUCGAAAUCGACGUCCGAACAACGACUUAGUGUAAUAUCUACUGUGUUUCAUAUAAUAAAAGAUUCUGCUAUUUAUUUGUAAA